Molecule: messenger RNA, 8902 nt
Organism: Trichobilharzia regenti
Lineage: Eukaryota; Metazoa; Platyhelminthes; Trematoda; Strigeidida; Schistosomatidae
Source: the annotation of a GenBank genome assembly
AAACAGUUAUUACAUGCAGAUAUGCGUGGUAGUAUAAGGAACAUAAGACAAUUUAUCAAAAUCAAUAAGAAGUUAAUAGUCUUCUGCCCAAUCAGAUUUUUUAGUGUGUGCACUUAUAUGUCUCCUCUUAUACAGGCACAAUUUGACACAUAUAUAGCCUAUGAAAUGACCACUGUAUAGGGAAUUAGGGAAAUAAGAAGAGGUCAGGCCGAAAGAGUUUUAGAUUGGUUAUUAUUGUUACCAUUAUUAUAAUACACCGCUAUAGCGGGUAUAUGCGCUUCUGUGUGUGAGUGUGUGCGUGCGCGCGCGUGUAGGGAUAGGCAAGAUAGCCCAGUUUUUACACAAGCACCAAUUGUCCACGUGCAUACCAGUGAAAAAGUCAAUAAAUUUUCCUUCUCCACAAUAUAGCCCCCACACAAAACAACAUUAUUAUUAAUAUUAUUAUUAUCAUUAUUGUUAUUAUUUUAUUAAGAUAAGGUUAACGAACACACAGAAAACACUAAAGUCUACAGAACACCUUUGAUCAGUGGAAAUUACUUUUAUUAAUUCAGUACAGUUUUCCUUUUCUUUUUGACAUUGACUUUCUACUGACAGAAGUAAUUGUAUACAACAGCCUCUUCGCCUAAGGAAACAUCGAACAUCCUUAUUUUGUUCCUUCAUUCAUAUACCAUCCAUAUUACAUAAUAAUACGAAAUCGUCAAUUAUUCAAUCGAUCUAUUGAGAAGAAGUAAAACGCCUCUCAAAAUUUAUUAACAUAAGGAUUCCUUCUACAUAACAAAACAAAAAAGAAAAGUAAACCAUGGACUAUCCAGAUGCAGAUGCCGGUUAUGUGGAUGAAGAUGAAGAGGAGAUCCCAAUGGCUGAACGUGAGUUGGCUGAAGACGCUGAAUGGAAGUUAAUACAAAAGAAUACAUUCACUCGAUGGGCUAAUGAACAUUUGAAGCCUAAAAAUGUUACUGUAGAAGAUUUACAAUUCGAUUUAGCUGAUGGUCUUCGAUUGAUUGCUUUAGUUGAAUCUCUGUCUGGACAACAAUUUAAACAUGUCAACAGGAAACCAAGUUUUCGUACACAAAAACUAGAAAAUGUUACUAUGGUUUUAAGAUUUUUAGAAGAAAAUGAAGGCUUGAGGCUGGUGAAUAUAGAUAGUUCAGAUAUUGUUGAUUGUCGGAGUAAAUUAAUCCUCGGUUUAAUUUGGACUCUCAUUCUGCAUUAUUCAAUUACAAUCCCACUUUGGGAAGGUGAACCCGACUAUGGGGCUCAAGGACCUACACCAAAACAACGUUUAAUGGCUUGGUUGAAUAAUAAGCUAGCUGAAAGACCAGUGAAAAAUUUCACAACUGAUUGGAAUGAUGGUAUUGCUAUCGGUGCAUUGGUUGAUGCAUGUGCACCUGGUUUAUGUCCUGAUUGGCGUGAAUGGGAACCGAAACAAAAUUUACGAAAUGCACGUGAAGCAAUGGGUGCAGCAGAACAAUGGUUAGAUGUACCACAACUUAUACGUCCAGAAGAGAUGAUUAAUCCAAGAGUGGAUGAAAAAGCUAUGAUGACGUAUUUGAGUCAGUUUCCUAGUGCAAAGCUAAAAGAUGGUGCACCACUUAGACCAAAAUCAAAUCCUGGUCUUGUUCGUGCUUAUGGUCCUGGUCUUGAACCGCACGGCAAUACAGUUGGUAAUCCAGCCCGAUUUACAAUUGAUACAUUCAGUGCUGGUCGAGGAGCUGUUGAAGUGAUUGUACUGAAUCCUAAAGGACAAAGAGAACCAUGUGAUGUCCUUAGUAAUAAUGAUAAACAACAAACUUAUUCAUGCGCCUAUGUACCAACACAAGAAGGUGAAUAUCGAGUGAUUAUUAAGUUUGCUACAAAAGAAAUCUUGAAUUCACCAUUUAAAGUGUUGGUGGAAGGUGCACAGGGGGAUGCAAGUAAAGCAACUGCUUCUGGUCCUGGAAUUGAACCAACCGGAAAUCAAGUUGGUCGACGUACAUUCUUCAAUAUAUUCACUGCAGCUGCUGGACCUGGAAAUGUAGAUUGUGUUAUUCUCGAUCCACUUGGUCGACGUGAUGCUAUUAAACCAUUGAUCACUCGUCAAGGUGAAGAUAAUUAUCUUGUUGAGUAUACACCAAAAGAUGAAGGUCUACAUUCAGUUAAUGUAUUCUUUGCUGGUCAACAAAUACCGAAUUCACCAUUCGGUGUAAUGGUUGGUCCACGACCACCUCCUCCAGUACAAUCUCCUGCUCCUAUAGUUAAUCAAGAAGCUCCUGUACAAGCAUCACAAGCACAGAGAAAAAUGUCUCUACCGAAGCGACCAGCUUGUGAUCCUAAACAAGCCUAUGCAACAGGUCGUGGAAUUCAACCUCAGGGUAUACGAGUUAAAGAUUUGGCCGACUUCAAAGUGCAUACAGAAGAUGCUGGAGAAGGUCCAUUGGAGGUGUCUGUCAUUGCACCAGAUGGUAGAGGUAUCCCAUGCACAAGUCGUAAAACUGGCGCUUAUCUAUUCGACUGCAGUUAUACACCACAACGACCAGGUACACAUCAGGUCAAUGUUCGUUAUGGGGGUGAUCAUAUUAUGCUUAGUCCGUUCACAGUAGAGGUAGCGCCUUACAAAGAAUCACGUAUUCGUGCAUUUGGACCAGGUCUUGUCGGUGGUGUUGUCAAUAAACCAGCUGUUUUUGUCGUUGAGACAAAUGGAGAAACUGGUGCUUUGGGCUUUUCUAUUGAAGGUCCAAGUGAAGCUAGAAUUGAUUGUACAGAUAAUGGUGAUGGAUCAGCUACUGUUGCAUAUUGGCCAACCGCUCCUGGUGAAUAUGCUGUGCAUAUUUUAUGCAAUGAUGAAAAUAUACCAAAAUCUCCUUUCAUGGUACCAAUUGAACCAGAUAUGGGUAAAUGUGAUCCAGAAAGAGUUAAAGCACAUGGACCAGGUAUAGCGCCAACAGGUAAUGUCGCUGGACAACCAACAGAAUUUAUUGUUGAUAUAAGAGAUGCUGGAGGUCCUGCACCAUUGACAGUUGAAUGUAGAGAUAAUGAAGGUGAACCAGUGGCAUUAAAAGUUCGUGACAACGGGGAUGGUACAUACACCUGUAGUUAUACACCAAAAGUGCCCAAGAAGCAUACAGUACUUGUUUCAUACGGUGGAGUUAAUAUACCUAGAAGUCCUUUCAGAGUUGAAGUCGCUGAACCUAGUAAUCCAGGAAAAGUACGCGUUUUCGGACCCGGCGUAGAAAGCGUUACCCGAGGUCAACCAACAUAUUUCACUGUUGAUUGUAAACAAGCUGGACAUGGUAAUGUUGGCAUUAGUGUAACCGAUGAAGCUGGUCGUGAUGUUGCUAUGGAUACACAAGAUAUGCGAGAUGGAACAUUUAAAGUAGCCUAUACAGCUAAUACACCUGGACCAUAUUACACUGUACAAGUCUUCUUUAAUAAUCAAGAAGUUCCACGUAGUCCAUUCAAGGUGCCUGUGAAACCAAAUAUAGAUAUGUCGAAAAUUCAUGUUGAAAACCUUGAACCAAGUGUUCUAAAAGAAUCAUUCGCCAAGUUUACAGUUGACGCUAAAGCUGUAGAUCCACAAGGCAGAGGUGUUGUCAAGGCUAUAGUUGUUAGUCCGAAUAAACAAAGAACAGCCUGUCUAAUACAAAAUAAUGGUGACGGGACAUACAAGUGUAGUUACUCACCUGUUGAUGAUGGUUUACAUCAUGUUGAGGUGACUUAUGAUGGUGCACCAGUUCCGGGUAGUGCUUUCCCUGUUAAUGUAGCACCUGGUUGUGAUCCAACCAGAGUUAGAGCCUAUGGACCUGGUUUAGAAGGUGGAUUCACACAUGAAAUGCAACGAUUCACAGUUGAUCUUGAUGGAGCUGGUCAAGGUGCACUCGGAUUGGCUUUAGAAGGUCCUGCUGAUGCACAAAUACAAUGUCAAGACAAUAAAGAUGGAACAUGCACCGUCGACUAUUUACCAACACGUGCAGGAAACUAUGAUGUCUUUGUUAAGUUUAAUGAUGUUAAUAUUCCAGGUAGUCCAUUCCAAGUACCUAUUCGUGAUGUUGUUGAUCCAACUCGUGUACGAUGUUAUGGUCCAGGCUUAGAGCCAAGAGGUGCACGAGCUCAACAACCAGCACACUUUACUGUAGAUGCUUCACAAGCUGGAGAUGCACCAAUACAAGUUGCAACAGUUGAUCGUCUGGGAAGAUCGAAUCCAGCUCAUAUCGUUCCACGACCAACUCAACCAGGUGUUUAUGAUGUCACCUAUGUACCGGAUACAGAUGGUCCAUGUCAAAUUGAAGUGAAACAAGGUGGUAAUCAUGUAGCACGUUCACCAUUUAUGCAACAUGUUCUACCAGCAUUUGAACCUCAACGAGUUCGUGUCACCGGUGAAGGUGUUCAUCCAACACGACCAUUAGGUCUACCAGCGACUCAGCCUACCUCUUUCCAAGUAGAUACAAGAGAUGCAGGACUUGGAGAUUUAGAAUUAUCAGUAAUGGACCCUGAUGGUCAACCAUUACAAUUAGAAGUUGUUGAUGUUGGCGAUGGAACAUACGUAUGUCAUUAUACACCAAUGAUUGUGGGACGACACACUGUACGCGUGAAAUAUGGUGGACAAGAAAUACCUGAAAGUCCAUUUUUAGUACCAGUUGCUCCAUCUGGACGAGCUAAUCUGUGUCGUAUAGAAAGUGGAAAUGAUAGCCGAGUACCAGUUGGUCAAGAAUGUGUUAUCUCUGUGAAUACAGCUCAAGCUGGUGUUGGCCAGUUGACUUGUCGUAUUGUUACACCGUCUGGUGCGACAGCUGAUGUUGAAAUUCAUGAAGCACCAAAUGGUCGUGUUAACAUUUAUUAUACACCACCGAUCCGAGGAGAUUAUUUAGUUGAAAUACGAUUUGGUGGAGAGCUGAUACCAAAUGGAAGAUUUAAUCAAAAAGCUGUUAGUCCAGAAGAGUUAGUCAAUGAUAUAAGCACUAUACAAGAACACAGAGUUCAACAUGUUAAUGUACAAUCUGUACAGUCGAUACAUUCAUCAACAAUUACAACAGGCUAUCAUCCAGUUGACUUUAAACUACCUGUUGGUCCAACAUUUAGUCAUGUCGAAGGUUUGGUUCGUACACCAAGUGGUCGAAUUCUCCAUCCAAAUUUAAUUGACAAUGGUGAUGGCACAGUGACAGCACAAUUCCAACCGAAUGAACCUGGAUUGCAUGAAUUAGAAAUCACCUACAAUGGUCAACCGAUACCAGGUAGUCCAUUUAGAUUUUACGUCGAAGCUGUUGGCUCUGGUGUUGUAACAGCCUAUGGACCUGGAUUGUCAUAUGGACGAGCUGGUGAACCAGCUAACUUCACCUUGAUAACACGAGAUGCUGGUGCAGGUGGACUAUCACUUUCUGUGGAAGGACCAUCGAAAGCAGAUAUUCAAUGUGAUGACAAUAAAAAUGGUACUUGUAAUGUAAGUUAUUUACCUCUAGUCCCGGGAGAAUAUACAAUAUCGAUUAAAUUUAUGGAGAAUCAUAUACCUGGUUCCCCGUUCACUGCACAUAUAGCAGGUGAAUCUCGUCGAUUCAAUCAAGUUUGUGUUGGUACAACAAGUGAAAUGCCAUUACGUAUCACAGAAACAGAUAUUUAUAAUUUAGUCGCAACAGUUCGUAGUCCAUCUGGUCUAGAACAACCAUCUACACUGAAGAGAUUGCCGAAUGGACAUUUAGGCAUUUCAUUUACUCCACAUGAAAUUGGUGAACAUUUUGUCAAUGUAUUUCGUAAUGGCAGACAUAUUGCUAAUAGUCCAUUUAAAAUUUAUGUUGGUGAAAGUGAAAUUGGCAACGCAUCAAAAGUUCGAAUCUAUGGUACUGGUCUACGUGAAGGUAUGGCGAAUCAAAAUUGUCAAUUCACUGUAGAUACAAGAAAUGCUGGUUAUGGCGGUUUAAAUCUAUCAAUUGAAGGUCCUAGUAAAGCAGAUAUCGAAUGUCAUGAUAAUCAAGAUGGCACAUGUCUUGUCACUUAUCGGCCAACAGAACCUGGAACAUAUAUUAUCAAUGUUAAAUAUGCUGAUCAACCAGUACCAGGAAGUCCUUUUGUUGUGCAUAUCGGUGGAGAACCUUCGCUUAGAAUGAUGGAAAGAAUUACUCGACAACGGGAACUUGCUGAUGCCACCUAUGUUGGUAGUCAGUGUGAAUUGAAUUUAAAAAUUCCAGGAAUAAAUAUUCGUGAUUUAACAGCGAAUGUCACCAGUCCAUCAGGAGUCACUCAAAGAUGUGAUGUAUUAGCUACAGACGAUGUGAACUAUACCAUCAAAUUUGUACCUCAAGAAAUGGGUGUACACACUGUUUCAGUACGUCAUCGUGGAUCACACAUUUCUGGAAGUCCAUUCCAAUUUACUGUUGGUCCUAUCACAGAAGGUGGAGCACAUAAAGUACACGCUGCUGGUCCAGGAUUACAACAUGGUUUAACUUAUUCACCAAAUGAUUUUAGUAUUUAUACUAGAGAAGCAGGUGCAGGCGGUUUGUCAAUUGCUAUAGAAGGACCAAGUAAAGCGGAAAUAGAUUUUGAGGAUCGAAAAGAUGGUUCAUGUGGUGUCUCAUAUCGUGUAACUGAACCGGGCGAGUAUUUAUGCUCUAUUCGUUUUAAUGAUGACCAUAUACCGAAUUCACCGUAUCGUGUUAUUAUAAAUGAAGCAAUGGAGAGAACAUUCUAUACACCUGAUACUAAAUUGCUGAGUUUUGCUACUGUUCAAGAUCGUGGUCUUCAGAUCGGACGUCCAACAGCAUUCACAAUCAACUAUUCAGGAAUGGGAGGUAGAAUGAGAGCCUAUGUUGUCGCACCAUCUGGUUUACAAACAGAUGCAUUUGUUCACCAAGUUGAUGUUGAUCAACACGCUGUACGCUUUACACCUCAAGAGACUGGUGCACACUUAGUUCAUGUGCUGAUGGAUGAACGUCCAAUACCUGGCAGCCCGUUCCGUGUUCUAGUAGGACAAGAUGAAACAGGUCCAGUGACAGCUAGUGGUGAAGGUUUAAGCUAUGGGCGAGUUGGCGAACGUAAUCGAUUCUUUGUGAAUACAGCACAUGCUGGUAGUGGUGCAUUAUCAGUUACUGUUGAUGGGCCAAGUAAAGUUCAGUUGAAUUGUACCGAACGUCCUGAUGGUUAUGAUUUCACUUAUAUGCCAUUAUCACCUGGUGAAUAUAUGAUUAGUAUUAAAUAUGGUGAUGCUCAGCAUAUUAUUGGUUCACCAUUUAAAGCAAUUGUUACUGGUGAUGCAGUACAUGAUACUUUCACUGCUGAUACAACACAUGUUGUUGUAGAAACCGGUGGACGUCUUGUCAAUGGACCACAUUCUAAUAUUGGCCCAUCAAGACCUGAUCGUGUUACAUGCUCUGGACCAGGUUUACAACAGGCGUAUUUAAAUGAAGUUAACACAUUUACAGUGAAUGCAACACAAGCAGGUCAUGAUGUUCUCUACGUUGGUGUUUCUGGACCAGUUGCUGCCUGUGAAGAAGUGAAUAUAAAACACUUGGGACAUGGUCAAUAUGCGAUUAAUUAUACUGUACGUGAUCGUGGUCGUCAUCAAAUUAUGAUUAAAUGGGGUGAUCAACAUGUCCCUGGAAGUCCAUUCACUGUGAAUGUUAUUUAAAAAACAAAAAAAAAAUAUACAUACACAUCAACAGUCUACUUACUAUUGAUAUAUAGUAGUAAUAGUCGAAUACUUGAAAAAACAACAACAUGUUGAGUGGUGAAGUAAACCAUUAGACAUAACCAUGACUGUCUGUUUCACACAAAAACACACACGCGAACAUUGUUAUGCUUCACGAGUGAGCACUACCACUACUACUACUAUUAUUAAUAUAAACAGUAUAUGAAAAACACGUUAAAUUAAUUAAUUUCCUUAGAUAUUUUCUCAGUAAUGUAAUAAUUAUUGAUGGUAUAUUCUAAUACUACUGAUGCUAUGAUUAUUAUUAUUACUGCCAUCGGAGAAGGUUUCAAUACCUGAGCAGUCCAAAUGAAUGACUUUGAGUCGAAAUUUAUCAGGUGCUUUGCUUAUCCUCGUAAUAUAUUUUAACUUUAGGCUUUUCUAGAGUUCUUUCUGCAAAGUGAGUUCUCUUUCUUUCUCUCUCUCUUUCGGAAUCUUGCUUAAUCAUUAUAUAUUUAUUGAAUUAUACUACUUAAAUCUACUUUUUAAGCGACACGAAGUAUUCAGUUACCCGUUAAUGAGCAUAUGAAUAUUCCUGCUUUUAUUAUUAUUAUUUCGAUUUUCGUCAAUAUUUUUAGUUUCAAUUACUAUGAAUAUAUAUAUAUAUAUAUAUAUAUAUAUAUAUUCACCAUGCAUGAUUUAUGUUCUUUCCAAAAUUCAAACACUUGAGCCGCUUUUAUAUUGAAUAAUAUUGUACUUCUCUUGGAAUAAGUAUGAUUUAACAAAGAAUUACCAUUUUUGUUUCUCUCUCAACUAGUUUUUCUUUGGCCUAUAUAUAUUUGUCUGUUAACUGCUAAAACGAAUCAUCUUUAGUCGACUCCUGACCCCAUCCAACCAUUCACUCCACACCGCCAAUAACCUGAGUAAAUACUCACGAAUACGCUUUUUGUUUCUUUCUAAAGAGCUGAGCGCAUUUUAUUCACGCUAAAUUGUGCUUGUUGCUAUUGUUGUCGUUAUUGUCAACUCAUCUUUCUUCGUCACCUGCUCCUAAUCUCCCUAAUCUCUACCCCCCAGCACCCUCAUGUUCGCUAAUAAUUCUUUUUUUCUUGUUUUUUAUCUGCCUACUCCUUAAUGUUUUGUUUCCAGCCUACCUUUACAUCAAAACCCUCAUUCUCAUUUAUUAGUUGUUUAAUCGCUUUGGUUGAUUUUAUCGCCGCAUAUAUGUGUAUGUGUGUGCUAAAACAACAGAAACCCCAUAAUUAUGAAUGGAAUUUUAAUUGAUUUCUGAAUACAAUAUAUAUAAUUUUAAUUACC